Molecule: messenger RNA, 631 nt
Organism: Nezara viridula (southern green stink bug)
Lineage: Eukaryota; Metazoa; Arthropoda; Insecta; Hemiptera; Pentatomidae
Source: the annotation of a GenBank genome assembly
AUAAAAACAGAUGUUUCAUUGAACAAUCGAAUUAGUUGUUGUUAGAUCAGAAUUUGAGUAGGUUGUUUAGUUUUUUCUUUAAUUUAUCUAAAAUAUGCGAAGCCAAAUCGUAAGGGCCCAAAGCAUUUCCAGCGUUGAGAUCUGCACUUACAGCCGAAGUAAAACGAACGAUAACCGAACUAGGAAAAGUCCCAAGAUGAGUGGGAAGAUCGUGAAACAAGUUAAGCAAACAACUUCCGCAAAAUUUCUUUUACCUUCGAGAGCGAUUCAUACUAUCAAGCAAUACUUCUUAAGAAGCACAGUUAAGGAUAAGAAAUAUGCUGAAGAUAUUCCAUGCCUGCCUUUUCGUGAAGGAGAACUAAGAAAAGAAACUACUUCAAUUGAUUAUGUUAAACCACAAAGAAAAACUACCAAGAUUAAUAAAAAACAUAAACUAGCAUUAAAAACUGCUGCUGGAAAUGUAACACAGUCAAAUAUGUUCCGUUUAAAGCAGGUAUAAAGGUAUAGAAAAUAAAAAAUAAAAACAUAAAAAAUUAACUUUUUUUCUGUUAAUAUAAAACUGUAUUAAUUUAAAAGUAUCUAUAUUUAAUAUAGAGUAAAUAGUACAAUAUAAUAUAAAAUAUAACUUAAA